Moneuplotes crassus is the source of this 553-nucleotide messenger RNA. The record is from the annotation of a GenBank genome assembly. NCBI's taxonomy places the organism in Eukaryota, Ciliophora, Spirotrichea, Euplotida, Euplotidae.
UGAAAAUUCACAACCAUUGCUAAUGAGUCAGGGAUUGUGCGCCAUUAAAUCUAAAGAAAUCCUCAUAUCUUUAUCUAAGAGUAUGAAACAGUUACAAUCACAAAGAUAUGCUAGCAAGACUUUUGUCUCUAAUUUAGAAGACUAUAUGCAGCAAAUCUUACACCUCAAGCAUGAUCUAGGGCCUAAUCCUUAUAAGGAUAAAGAGUACUGCACUGUUAUCAGAGAUAUGAUGAAUACUAUGAAUACUUCACCUUCCCAAAAAUCUGAGGAUUUUUGAAAAUUAUUGAAGAAAAAUAGGAAUAUAUCAUUACUUUUGAAUGAAAUUGAUCCUUCUCUGAACCCCUUUAUGCUUGAGAUGGACUUCAGUAUGCGAUAUUUAGAAUACUAUAACAAAAAGUAUUCUCACAGGAGGAAAUUUAAAUGGGCUGCUGGAGGUACGAUCCUCUCCAUCACGAUCCUCUACCUGCUAUACUUCCGCAUCAGCUUCUACAUGGAGCACAGCUUCGAUCUCUUCAGGCCUAACAUGCGGACCUUAAUUCAUAGAUUUAAGUAA